AUGGCUGCUCAAAAUCUAUCCAAACCUGAGUUCCGUCAAUGGAGGGAAUCCUUUGCGAGACUCGAGUCCCGGUUUGAAACGGUCUUCGCUGAGCUCCGAUCAACUCGAACCGUGUUCGAAUCCUGCCACACCCCUAGACCUCCACCACCUGUUUCCGCUACUGCACCACCAGCCGUGUCACCUGCUCCCGCCACACCACCUCAAAGUGUUGCCUGCCCACCAACAAAAACCACACCAGCCACCAAACUACCACUUUCACACGUGUCUUUUGUGACCACCAAACCAACACCAUCUACUGAAAACAUUGCACCUUCGAACCUACAGAUUACACCGUCCACAAUUUCGUCUCGUGUCUUCCGCCCUCCGCCAUGCCAACACAACCAAAACUUGCAAAAGGGCAACGAAACAACGAGAGAAGACGUAGCCGAUAAACGCGACUGGCACCCGCCUUGGCGCCCCGUUGUGACUGCUCCGAACGCGGUUGGAAGACUGGAUUGGCGCCCACCAUGGAAUUCGCUCAUAUUGUGCCUGGAAUUUUCAACCUUGCGGACAAGGUUUCUUCAAGGGGAAGGGAAUGAUAGAUUAGAAAGUGAGAAAAGUAAGAAUCAUCCCACAAAGAAAACUCAAGGACACAUACUCUCAGCUAAGUGCUAUAUAUGUGCAAGCAAAGUUAACAAAUUAGGAAUCUCUUCAUUCUCGCUUUCGUGUGAAGAACAGGUGACAUGCUUAUUGCAACUUAAAAGCUCUGAAGAACAUAUAGAAACGGAAUCAACCUUAGGCAUUUGUUUGAGGCCUGGAACCGGUGAUUCCCAUGACUUUUUCCCGGAGAAUCAAGCAUAUGCCCUUUUGCUAGAAGUGCAGGGUGAGAAGAGAAUUAUCCAGUGUCGUGCAGUUAUUCCAGUUUCAUCCUUACAUGAUAAUCUUAAUGAUAGAAUCAAAUGGUGGCCAAUUUAUCAUGAAGACAACGAAUGCAUAGGAAAGGUUCAGCUUUCCAUCACCAGUACGGUUACAUUCGAUGAAACUACUCACCUCAAGUGCGGGCCCAUUGUGGAAACGCCUGCAUACGAUUUACUAUUAGAGUCUGCCAUGCGUGCACAAUCGUUCCAUGUGCGUAAUUUAUGCGUUGUUGAACCUUGGAAAUGGUUGUUGACUGAGUUUUCUGAUUAUUAUGGAGUUUCAGAAUCGUACACUAAACUCAGGAUGAUCCCCUAUGUGUUGCUGCCAAACAAGAUGGGAAGAUAUUAGUCUCUAGUCUGUCGGUUGAUCACAGUUUUGAUGUCGGAGCGUCUAUGGAUACAACCUCGGUCACGAUGAUUAUUUAACUCGCAUGAAGAUUGUGAAAGAGAUUCACGAACACAAUGAAGUUUUGAGUUUUUUUUCAUACACUUGUUAGUUUAUUUGGGUUAUAUGUUUGAUCAUUAGGUUU
Messenger RNA from Helianthus annuus (common sunflower), 1426 nucleotides. RefSeq lists its product as uncharacterized. The coding region runs from base 1 to 1245 and encodes 414 amino acids. NCBI's taxonomy places the organism in Eukaryota, Viridiplantae, Streptophyta, Magnoliopsida, Asterales, Asteraceae. The transcript is spliced from 8 exons. The record is from RefSeq and is a predicted model, not a curated record.